Molecule: messenger RNA, 2225 nt
Organism: Acomys russatus (golden spiny mouse)
Lineage: Eukaryota; Metazoa; Chordata; Mammalia; Rodentia; Muridae
Gene: Znf516
Product: zinc finger protein 516
Exons: 2
Coding region: 267-2225 (652 amino acids)
Biological process (GO): regulation of DNA-templated transcription
Cellular component (GO): nucleus
Molecular function (GO): RNA polymerase II cis-regulatory region sequence-specific DNA binding; DNA-binding transcription factor activity, RNA polymerase II-specific
Source: RefSeq, a predicted model, not a curated record
CUUCGUCAAAGGCGACGCGGGAGGAGGGGAGCUCGGAUGCGCUCUCAUCCAUUAGGAGACAAAGAGCAAAUUGCCUUACUUUAAAGUAAAACGCUCUGGCUAAUGAAGGUGUUUGCUGCCAUCUGCUACGUCACAGAAUAUGCACCUGUCCAUCACCGGUACCCCUCACCCCUCUGGGCAGCAGGAGCUCCUCUGAAAAUGGAGAGAUAAGACUCAGCUUCAGACCCUCACGACACAAGGCUGUGCCGUGACACCGCGCCGUCCUAAUGGACCGCAGCAAAGAGGCCGAGAUGGAGCUGAGGAGAGGACCCAGCCCACCGAGGGCCGGCAGGAGCCACGAGGCUGACGGGGACAAGGCUGCGUGCCACAGCUGCUGCAUCUGCGGCAAGAGCUUUCCCUUCCAGAGCUCCCUGUCACAGCACAUGCGCAAGCACACGGGGGAGAAGCCCUACAAGUGCCCCUAUUGUGAUCACAGGGCUUCCCAGAAGGGCAACCUGAAGAUUCACAUCCGCAGCCACCGCACGGGGACUUUGAUUCAGGGUCACGAGCCAGAGGCGGGCGAGGCUCAGCUGGGAGAGAUGCGCGUCUCUGAGGGCCUGGAUGGGUGUGCCAGCCCUACCAAGAGCACUUCGGCCUGCAACCGCAUGCUGAAUGGGGCUGUGCCGAUGGACGGCAGCAAGAUCCUGCUGAGGAGCAGCCGCAAGGAGGUGGAGGGGGUGGCCGGGGCCCAGGACGAUGCCGAGGCCGCCGUGCAGUGCUCCUUCUGCAAUAGCCGGUUUCCACGCAAGAAGGACCUGGAGCUGCACGUGCACCAGACCCACAAGCCGUUUAAGUGCAGGCUGUGCAGCUAUGUCACCUUGCGGGAGGAGUCUCUGCUGAGCCACAUCGAGAGGGACCACAUCACUGCACAGGUGCCCAAUGGCAGUGAGGCCUGUGUGGAGAACGGCAAACCAGACAUAAACCCCGGGGAGUUCCCGUGCGAGGUGUGUGGCCAGGCCUUCAGCCAGACCUGGUUCCUGAAGGCUCACAUGAAGAAGCACCGGGGUUCCUUUGACCAUGGCUGCCACAUCUGUGGCCGGAGGUUCAAAGAGCCUUGGUUCCUCAAGAACCACAUGAAGGCACAUGGACCCAGGUCAGGAAGCAAGAACAGGCCCAAGAGUGAGCUGGACCCCAUCGCCACCAUCAAUAACGUGGUGCAGGAGGAGGUCAUCGUCGCCGGCCUGUCCCUCUAUGAGGUCUGCACAAAGUGUGGGAACCUGUUUACAAACCUGGACAGCUUGAACGCCCAUAACGCCAUACACCGCGAGGUUGAAGCCAGCCGGACACGAGCCCCGGCUGAGGAGGGGGACGCAGAGGGCCCCCUGGACACCAAGCAGUUCUUCUUACAGUGCCUGAACCUGACACCGUACGUGGCUGGUGAUGUUUCCCCCAGUGGGCAGGCUGGACGGCGGGUGGCUGAGUUGGACCCCGUCAACAGCUAUCAGGCCUGGCAGCUGGCCACCAGGGGCAAGGUGGCUGAGCCGGCCGAGUACCUCAAGUAUGGGACCUGGGAUGAGGCGCUGGCGGGGGAUGUGGCCUUUGACAAGGACAAGCGUGAAUAUAUACUGGUGAGCCAGGAGAAACGCAAGCGUGACCAGGAUGCCCCUUCUGCCCAGGCCCCCCCCAGGAAGAGGGCCAGUGUACCUGGGGACCCCAUGCUUCCUGGCCACCUAGACCCCCGGCCAGCCUCACGCCCCAACCGCAGGGCCGCGGCCACCACCGGCCAGGGCAAGUCUUCUGAGUGCUUUGAAUGCGGCAAGAUCUUCCGCACCUAUCACCAGAUGGUGCUCCACUCCCGAGUGCACCGCCGUGCGCGCCGUGACAGGGAUCCUGAAGGGGACAGGGCAGUGCGUGUCCGCUGUGGUUCACUCAGCGAGGGGGAUUCGGCUUCCCAGCCAAGCAGCCCUGGCUCAGCCUGCGCCAUCGCUGACUCGCCGGGCUCUGGCCUGGCUGAAGAGGUGGUGGAUGAGAGCAGUGAAGAGGCUGUGCCUGAGCCCACUUCAGGUGAGUCGGUGUGCUGGGGGGAUCAGGGUCAGGUAGCCCAUGUAGCCCUUUGCCCAGCUGGCUGUGGACCCAGGCAGUGCUGCCGGAGGAUGCAUCCUCAGGUGUUCCUGUGCCCUUGUGCCUGGUUCCGGCUCUGGCUGAGUACAUUACCAAGUGGCCUGCGCUGGGCAUCCUGCACCUAG